AACGGGAGCGGCCGGGGCUGCCCGUAGAACGCGGGGCGUAGGGAGCCGGGCUGGGCUUGCACGGGUCGUGGCUGUGCCGACGCCGUGGGGCCUCGGGCAGCGAGAAGGGCGAGGGUUGUCAGUCUGCCCCUAGCUAGGAGGGGGCAGCCGCGUCGCUGCAUGCCGGGCGCAGGAAGAGUUUGCCUUUCCCUGACCUCUCUUAGCUCUCUCCUACGGGCGCAGGCCAUUUUGCAAACUCUUCUAAGGGCUCAGAACCCCCUGCACCCUUCCGGCUGGAGCUGGGGCUGGGGGAAAAAAUCCCAUCCCUUCCUGGAGAGCUGGUCUGAGGAGGCCAGGGAAGCAGAUUGAAAUAGCAGUUCCAGUCAUUGCAUUGGAAUCCCUGGUAUGAGACAAGAAGAGAAGGCUUCGGUUACAGUGGGAUUACUGCUACAUUGUUAUCAUGAAGGCAGCCACAGCCACCAUACUUGUCCUAGCUACCUUCGCCCUGCUCUCUUCAGGGAAGAAGUUCAGAUGGUGCACGCUGUCUGACCUGGAGCAGAGGAAGUGUGCUGAGUUAUCUAAAGUACUCCUGGCUGUCGUACCUCUGGCUACAAUCAACUCCUUUGCUAGGGUUUCCUGUAUCAGAGCUCAAAAUACUCAUGACUGUAUCGACAAGAUCAGGGUGAAUAAAGCAGAUGCUGUCUCCUUGGAUGCUGGAGAUGUUUAUUCUGCUGUGAAGCUGUACGGCCUAACUGUGGUGGCAAAGGAGAUCUAUGAGGAAGGAAACUGCAUAUUUGCUGUGGCCAUUGCCAGACGAGGAACUUUGGACAUCCAGAAGUUAAGGGGGGUGCGUAGCUGCCACAAUGGAGCCAGAUGGACAUCAGGCUGGAACAUCCCACUGGGCUUCCUCCUGGCUAGGAAUGAGCUCCUCUGGGAUGAGGAUCAGCCUCUGAGCCAAGUGAUCAGUCAAUAUUUCAAUGCCAGCUGCAUCCCUGGUGUUGGCGUCACCUCUCCUCAGCUCUGUGCUCUCUGUCAAGGACCGAAAUCCUUCGUUAGGAACAAGAACCACUUCUGUGAGACCAGCAGCAGUGAGCCCUUCUACGACUCUGAGGGAGCCUUCAGGUGCUUGAAGAAUGGGGUAGCAGAUAUUGCUUUCCUAGAUCACUUAACGAUAAAGAAUAGCACAGAUUCAGAACAAGAGGAAUAUGAGCUCUUGUGUCCUGAUGGAUCCACAGCGAAGCUGAGUGCCUAUGGCACCUGUAACCUGGGUCGUGGGCCUGGGCGUGCCAUCAUCAGCCGCCACAACUUCCAGAAGAUCACCAAGAAAUUCCUCACCCUGAUCCAGCAUCUCUUUGGGCAGAAGGGAAAAGAAAGGGCCAAGUUUGAGCUCUUCACUUCAGUGCCAUUCAAGGGGAAGAACCUGCUGUUCCGCGAUGCCACUCAGCACCUGCAGCUGCUCAAGGACAAAGCAGAGAUCUCCCAUAUCCUUGGCCUGGACUACGUAGCCCUCUUGAAGGGACUAGGCCAUGAAGGGAGCUCACUGGACAACAGUGUGGUACGCUGGUGCUGCAUCAGCAAUGCUGAGCACCGCAAGUGUGAAGAGUGGGCCCUGAACAUCAAAUCUGACCCCCUGGUCUGCGUCCAAGCCGCUUCAAUGACCAACUGCAUUGAGCUGAUCAAGAGUAAUGAGGCCGAUGCAGCCACGCUGGAUGCCACGCAUGCCUACAUUGCAGGGAUGUGUGGGCUGGUCUCAGUAGCUGCAGAAUGUUAUGGAGAGGGGUGUGCCCCAGCUGCUGGGAGAACAAAGAAGCUGACCCACCUUGCAGAUAAAGCACUACCACCUGUCUACGCUGUAGCCCUGGCAAAGAAGAACGCCAGGCACAUAAAUAUUCAUAACCUGAGGAGACGGCGUUCCUGCCACAGUCACCUGUACAGUCCUGGGGGGUGGCUGCUCCUCUCCAGGUACACAGUGGGGGCUCUGGAGAACAACACUGUGAACUGUGAUAUCGGCUCUGCUUAUCAGAGUUACUUUUGGAAGGGUUGUAUGCCAGGAGCAGACAGGAACCUAUGCAAAGUCUGUAUUGGUAGUGGUGAGAUGGAAGGGGAGAAAGAGUCCAGCAGGUGUGCUGCGAAUCAUAAUGAACGCUACUAUGGAAACAUGGGUGCACUCAGGUGUCUAGUUGGCAGCCCCAGUGGAAGGAGCUUUGGGGACGUGGCUUUCCUGGAACAUCAUAACCUGCUCAAGAAUAUUGAGAGUCUGCAAAGCUCAGGUUGGGCUACAGGUUAUACCCUAAACGACUUUGAGCUGCUGUGUCUGGAUGGAAGGCGUGUCGCAGUCACAGACUGGGCAGACUGUAACCUCGGUCCUGUUCCUCCUAACAUAGUCAUGACUCGACCAGUGACUACCACCAAGAUCUAUGGCUUCCUGAUGAAAUCCCAGGAAACUCUGGAAACAAAUCUGGAUUCUAAGUUCCAUCUAUUUCACUCACAGAAGUAUGGAGAAAGUGAUCUGCUCUUUAAAGAUGCUACUCAGUAUCUUAUUCACACAAGUCACCUGGGCUAUCAGUCAAUUCUUGGAGAGCCCUUCUUUCAGCUGGCAGAAUCUGUGUUUAAUUGCACACAUGCAGACAUCUUAGAAUUCUGCAAACAGGAUAUCUGCACAUCUUAGAUAUGCAGACAUAUCUACAGACACACAACACAGAAGUUCCGCAAGACAUCCACCACUGCUGCCGAAGUUGAAAUCAAGAGAUGCCAAGAGGAUUUUCACCACUUGAGACUGGCUAUUUUCUGUUUCGUAAAAGCAAGACCGGCCUCGUUUAAAUACUGAAAUAACCCAAACCUUGCAAUUACCUUGUACCUACUAAUAUAUACACUUCCCCCAUUCCCCAUGACGACUACUGGGCUGGAGGUGCUGAUAAUGCUUCUCAAAUGUCACUCCCAUUUCCUAUCCAGAAGCGCUGCCUGUUACCUAUGUUCACUCUACUUGGUGUGGAGUAUGGCACCAUGCAGAGCAGUACAGAUCAGACAGCAAACCUUGAGACUGGGCCACUGGCAUCAGAAAAGCAGCACCAGCAAUUAAGAUCAAAACUCCUCAGUAUUUCCAGUUUAAACCCCACUCCGCACCCCUACAAUUCAGCAUCUUUAUAGGAAGGACAGGGGCCACGCUGUAGGCCACAUUGGGCCUAGGAAUUAUUCCUCCCUUUACAGACCAUGUACAUAACACAGGUUAGUGCCUCGUUCUCCUAACAUGUUUUAUUCAUACUACAUUUUCAUUUAAAAAAAUGUAUCUGAGGUAACUACAAAAUAAAUAUUACUUUAUUAAAUAUUAUAAUAUAUAAAUAUUACUUUUAUAUGCAUAGAUCUUGCUAUAGUUAGCCACUACAUACAACCUAUAUCUACCUUACAUCUACCACAGACAAGCAAUAAAUGUAUCCAUUUCUGCUAUGAAUAGGGAAGGGUUUAUUUCUCUUCUGUUUGUAUGACCAACCAAGAACGUGUACCAAAUGAAUCAAUAGAUUUUGCACUUAUCCCUUGGCAAAUUAACAAUCUAUAAUGAGUAAGUUUCUACCCUCAAAACCAAGUUCCUAUAUUCCUAAUAGGAGGUGGGAAUGCUGGGAAGGGAACAACAAUGGAGUUCACAUUCUUGUCCAAAAGAGCAGCACUUAACAAGGUAUUUCUCAUGACUGAGAAUAAUCUAAUUUGGGUUCAUCCAAACCUUAGGGAACCUUCUCACAAUGUAUACGGUUUAACUGUUUGCUUUUUACAAGAGGAGGUGCUGGAACACAGUGCAAGGUCUCUGAAAGAGAGUGGUGUCUUGUUCACAUUAACUUUAAGAACUCAGUUGCAACCUUGUGGAACUAUUGUACUUUACCAGGCAAGAGGCCCAUUCCUAGAACCAUUCUCUUAAUUAGUUAGAAUGGGCUGGGAGUGCUGCACAGGCAGUCUCAUUAGCCCCAGGUGCAGAGACCACCACCAUUCAGCAGGAUAUUGGCAAAACAAAUCCAAGCCAGUCCUCUUCAGACAGAUGAUGGGAAAUUUAAGUAGGGAUUGUGAGAGCAAGUUAGUUUCAUUACUUGUAAUUUUUUUUUCCCCAUGAUAGAGGGCAUCCCCUGGUCUGGACAUUACUUGUGGACAGGGAUCUGUGUUUUCUGCAACAUUUCAUCAAAUUCUGCAGCAAGAACUCCUAGAUCAGAUAACAAGAUUAACAUUUUGUUGCUAUGAAAUAGCCUUCAUUUUCAUCCCCUCCCAUUUCCACUGGGUUUAGAUUACCCUCAACUACCCAAGAGAGGAGGAGGAGUAAGAAGUGAAGGCAAGCCUGCUGCAUUAUCUGGAGAACAGCACAGGAUGUGAGGUCAUAGGAGCCAUGCCACUUAGCAUAGCAAAAAAAAAAAAAAAAAAAAAAAAAACACACAAAAGUUGAAAAUAAUCAUUGCUGAAAAUUUUUCACCAUUUUUGAUCACCGAGUAUUUGACUGUGAAGCAUUAGUCAAAAAUACUGAUGGAUAUAAAAUUUGUUGAUGAGAAUUUCAACAUUUUUGCUGUAUUCUCCAGAUGGCUUAGUUCCAUUUCUAGGCCUCUUUUCCUGUGAUGUUCUCCAGGUUGUCUCAUACAUUCUAGGGAAGAGAGAAGCUUGUAGCCAUCUCUGUCAGCUUGUGUUUCCCUGGCUGUUGUGCUGUUCUCCAAGCAGUCUCUCUGCUUCCAGCUCCCCUGUUCCCUGGCUCCAUUCUGCCUGGCUUGAUGAAACAGUGCAGGGAGCAUGCACUGUAAUCCAAUGCAUUUGCCCUCCUGGGGAAAGCUACCUAUAGCAGAGUCCCAAUAUGACAAGGAAACCAAAGGAAGUGCAUCUUGCUGCAGCAAAAAGGAGAAGUCUGUGGCAUCUUGGUGUCAUAUACUGCAGCCAUUGAAUUGCAGAGUACACAGGGUCAUGCUCCUGGGCUGGAUCUGUUCAUUCCACCAUAUUUAAUGCAAGUUUAGGCUUCCUCAUGCCCCCACUUCCUUCCUUUGAGUUCAUACACCAUCUACUGGACUGAUCCAGCACUGCACUUUGAACCCAGGAGGGGACUUCCACAGCUGAGUGUACAUAAACUAGUAGAAAAUAUUAGUAAGACAACUACAGAAUGUAGGAUUAAUACAAUUAAAAAGCAUAACAACUUCAACUACAAGUUUUGUUUUAUCAGCAACAUUUUUAUAUGUAGUUAGGGUCUGUUCAGAAUGCCAGACGUCCUUUGUUAUGAGAAAUGCAAAUCACAGAGGAAAAAAAAAAAUCAGUUUUCUGCAGGAAUGACUAGAUACAAAACUUUAGAACAAUAGAUCUCUUCUAUCAAAGUGAUUAAUUCUUAAUUUGAAGUCAUCAGCCUGGUUUCUUCCAAAUUAUAGUAUAUGAAGAGCAGGCCUAGUUAAUUGUUUCUAAUCUCUCGUGGGUUAUGAAUUCUGUCUGACUGUUCAGUGUCUCAUAGGCAGGAAUUUACAAUACCUUACUAGUUUGCAGAGAUUAACCUUGUCAUGCAACACUAACUGCUAUGUAUAGUGUAGUAGGCCUGUGUUUAAUACGCCAGUUCUCUCGCCACCUUCUUUGGUGCAGCAAAGCUAUAUAGAAGCAGUGGAAUUCAGGAGGAGCAGUGCAACACUCAGCAGCUACCCCAGCUAACCAGUGACUUCUUUGGCAUGUUGGUGCUUGCAACAUGUAGCCUCUGGUUUGGACAGGAGAGAGCAGAGGGAAAAAAAUGAAUCAGACAGGGACAGAAUACGGAAUUCAUGCAGCCCAUCCUGCACUUGCCAGUGUUGUUGGGUAGUUUAUAAACAGGAAAACAUUAGGACCAAGGACCUUAUCUGAGCACCUAGGUGGUGUUUGAAGAUUUGUUUUUCUGCACUGUACACAAGCCUGCAUGCAGUUUCUUCAUCUUAUGUGUGCGCAAAAUGUUACACAGUAGCCUAAACAGUUUCUAGCUAAAAAGAGAAGCAAUAUUUGCACUUCUAUUCAAGGAUUUCAAAACACUUUACAGACAAUGAAUUCAUUCUCACAGCUCCACUAAGAGACAGAUAUUAUCCUCCUUUCACAGGUGGGAAACCUGAACUAACUUAAGGCACAAAAUAAGAGUGGUAUUUGAGGGAUUAAAAACCCAAAAUCUUUAGUAAACAAUUGAAAGAUUCUCAAAAAAAAUUUAUUUCCAUAAAUUAAAAACACGCACACACAAGAAAAAAAAAAUCAGUGGAAUUUUAGAUUCACAAACUAUUAAACAGAAACUAAUCUGCAGAGGCAUAACAGAGGCUAAUGUUACAAAGAGAGUACAAAUUUCUGUUGAGCUAUUUAUUAACAUGAUAAUAUCAGACACACAUCUCAUUCAGGCAGUUAGCAUCCACUCUCAAGCGGAGUGACAUAUCUACCACACCACAGAACCCAACUCUGAAUAGGAUACAGUAAAUGAGAAUAGCUUGCCAAAAACCAUAUCCUGAAAGCAUCAGAACUCAAGUGUACACAGUCCUGGGGAUACAGGAUCACGAGAGCCCCCUCAAUAUGCAUCAAGUACCUUUUGCUGCUUGGUUUGCAGCUGGAUGAGAACAUUAAGCUUUGAUUUCAGUAAAGUAAAAAUCCCAUCCAUCCCCAGCCAACUACGUUUGUCAGAUGCUCAGUUUGCAUUGCUGGGCUCUUUCCUGAGAGGGUACAUGGGGACAACUCUGCAAAUUCUCGCUUUAAAUGCACUCUCAGUAAUUCAUAGAGCCACAUGUACAAGGUCUUUUCCAUACUACAAAAAAAAAUCCUCACUUGGGUGGCUCCAUUUUAGGAAAAGGCUUCCUUACGCUAGAGAAAAAUGUCAAUAUCCAAAAGUUUGCAUCCUCCACAUUUCUCUCAUAAAACGGGGACAAAAGCAGCUCAGAUUGGAGUUUAAGACACCCAAUCAUUGCACUAUUGUCCCUCACAGUAUAAGUUGCUGCCACAAACAAAAGUCAGAGCAAGGCUGCUGCUCCAGGAGCACUGCAAACAGGAACAGAAGUUGUGGAGAAGCACAAAAGCAUGAUUAAGGUUCGAGGACCUGAAGAGAGGGGGCAGGGGGUAUCUAGAUUAGCUUAUACCUUCAUUACACAGCUAUAAAAAAAAAAAAAAAAAACAACCCUUGAUCAUGAUAAUGCUGAAGUGCUAGAGUUUUCAAAAAUCCUGGGGAAUGUGGUAUGUUGGGGAAAUCACAGACCUGAACAGUUCCAGUGAUUGUAAGUGAAAUGGAGCUGAAUAUUUUCAUUGUGCCUCUCUCCGCUGUAGCAACAAAAAGAGCUUUCUGUGAAACGUUAUUUCAAAGUGACAAUAAACAAGGCUGAGAGGAAAGAAGCAGACAAAGAACAAAAAGGUAAAAACAAAUUAAAUGUUUCAAAGCACACGCUAAGCGGGCAGAACCCUGCUUGGACCUGAGUUUUCUCCCCACCCACCCAUUUCACAAACCCCCACUAAGGUUACAUCCGAACUCCACCAUAGAGCCAGAAGCUCCCUCAUUAGCAUUAAUUCCACAUCAGUAUUAAUUCAUUUUGUAAUAGUGUGUCAUGAAAUCCUACAUAGUGGCAUAAAAAGGAAAGCACAGUCGGUCAAUAUCUGUGCUGAUGUCAUGAAUGUAUGGGGAGUUUAAAAAACAUUUUAGAAGGCAAUAUCCACAGUACUGUGAUUAGUUAUUUUCAGGGAUCCCUUUCAUAAUAUGAUGAGGAUUGAUUAAGGUAUCAUUUAGUAACCUCAAUGGAUCAAAUGGACCUGUACAGCAGUAGCCAAAAUGCUAUGUCAAUAGGCCCAAAUUUUGCCUCCAUCAGCAUAAAACAACCAAAGCAGUAGUUUUCCUCAUUGUGUAAUGAUCAACCCCCAAAACAAGGGUGUAAACGGUGCAAGAAUCACAGCAAAUGAGCUGAUAACAAAACAAACCCAUAACAUUAUUCACUGAAGUCACACAGUGCAAUCAUCCAACAUUUGCUGCCUGUUCAAAGUUCUUGAAUUUAACAGGUGGCUUGUCAGUUUAAGUUCUCUGUCAGGUCAACAACAAAGCUGGCAGACCAGCAAAAAAGGUAGCGGGGUAUCCUCAACCCAUGUUUGGACUGGGUCAUAAAGCUCAUUCACGAGAUGUCUGACGUACACGCUGAUUUUGGAGCAACUUAAAUAGAAAGUUGCUGUAGGGGCACAUAGGUAAAAAAAAGUGCAAGUUGCAAGUGGCAGGGAAAAGAAACAAUGGAACUGUUAAACUUUGAGAAUGUCAGCAAUGACAGCAUCCCAUUAAGCUUUGCCUGAAUAACUGCUGUAGGCACUGAAGAACAGAAAUUACCUGAAUUGCAGCUUCAAGUAAGGAUCCCAGAGGGGAGCACUGGUCCCUCAAAAGUAUGGCUGAGAAACUACCCAGUGCUACUUCAAAUUACGAAAUGGCCUUAAGUUUUUCAAAACCAAACCAAACCACUUUCUAUACAUUAGGAGGCUUGAGUGAAUCUCUUUGUACAACACUAGCCAUUAAGUACAGCACUGCUGUAUAGUGAACCUCUAAUUAUAUAAGCUACGUGAAGCUCUAUCCCAAACUAGAAUUCUAAGUUAAAAUGGUAGAAAGAUGAGAUGGAGAAAAAUGUUCUUGGCUUGUUCAGAUCAAAUUAGUAUUCUUGUCAGAA
Messenger RNA from Dermochelys coriacea (leatherback sea turtle), 8600 nucleotides. RefSeq names its product serotransferrin-2-like. Gene Ontology annotation, cellular component: plasma membrane; early endosome; recycling endosome. Lineage: Eukaryota; Metazoa; Chordata; Testudines; Dermochelyidae. Gene Ontology annotation, biological process: iron ion transport. Bases 440 to 2647 code for a protein of 735 amino acids. The record is from RefSeq and is a predicted model, not a curated record. The transcript has 19 exons.